This is a messenger RNA of Nicotiana tabacum (common tobacco), 1138 nucleotides long. Its product is annotated as short-chain dehydrogenase ptmH-like. Gene Ontology annotation, molecular function: oxidoreductase activity. Gene Ontology annotation, cellular component: endoplasmic reticulum. Lineage: Eukaryota; Viridiplantae; Streptophyta; Magnoliopsida; Solanales; Solanaceae. The record is from RefSeq and is a predicted model, not a curated record.
UCUCCAGGAAGUCAUCAAUAGGCAUUAAAGCCUAACUGCCAAACUCUGUACAUUCUCUUAUAGCACUCAUCGAAUCUCCUUCACUUACAAAAUCCCCUCAAAACUUUUUUACAGUCUCUGCAAAUUCUCUCUAAUGGAAGAAACUAAGGAAGUAGUUCUGAUAACAGGUUGUUCAAAUGGCGGAAUAGGCCAUGAGUUAGCUCGAGCUUUUGCAUCCAAGAAUUGCUUUGUUGUAGCCACAGCUCGGUCUCUGACAUCCAUGUCCGAUUUCGAAGAUGAUCCGCGAUUCUUUCUUCAAGAACUCGAUGUUUUGUCUGAUCAAAGUGUGACACGUGUCCUCACUAAUGUUCUUGAAAAGUUUGGGCGCAUUGAUGUUCUUGUUAACAAUGCUGGUGUACAGUGUGUUGGCCCUCUUGCUGAAGUCCCUUUAUCUUCUAUUCAACAUACCUUCAACACCAAUGUUUUCGGUCCCAUAAGGUUAAUUCAAUCUGUUGUUCCUCACAUGGCAUCUAGGAAGAAAGGGAAAAUUGUAAAUGUUGGAAGUUGCAUUGCUCUGGCUCCAGGACCAUGGUCAGGUGCUUAUAGUGCAUCCAAAGCUGCUGUACACUCAUUUACUGAUACCUUGAGACUAGAACUUCGGCCAUUUGGCAUUGAUGUCAUCGCUGUUGUCCCUGGAGCUGUGACGUCAAACAUUGGAAACUCUGCAAUUGCCAAUUACAGUAGAAUGCCAGAGUGGAAGUUAUACAAGAAAUUUGAAGAAGCAAUCCGGGCACGAGCACAUUUCUCACAAGGACCAAGAUCAACUCCUGCAGAAGAAUUUGCAAAGAGGACGGUGAACGCCGUGCUAAAGGAGAAACCUCCAGCUUGGUUUUCUACUGGCCAUUUUUCUACUAUUGCUGCAAUCAUGUACCACCUUCCACUUUUUAUCAAAGAUUUCAUUCUCAGGAAACGAAUGAAGUGUUGAUACAGCAUUCUUAGAUUCUUAUUGUCGAUUUUUAACUUUGCUCAGGUCUGGUUUUUGUAUCUGAUCAGCAAAUUAUUUUCUUGGUUAUUUAGAUAAAUAUUUACAUAAAUGAAAUACAGUGUUCUCACUGGAUGGUGAAAGAAAUGAAAAAUAACGUGAAAUCGCGUUUGCUUC